Molecule: messenger RNA, 1479 nt
Organism: Chelmon rostratus (copperband butterflyfish)
Lineage: Eukaryota; Metazoa; Chordata; Actinopteri; Chaetodontiformes; Chaetodontidae
Product: ankyrin repeat domain-containing protein 34C
Exons: 5
Coding region: 1-1479 (492 amino acids)
Molecular function (GO): protein binding
Source: RefSeq, a predicted model, not a curated record
AUGAGGACGUUUCAUCCAAAAGCCAAGGCCAUGGGGGACCCCCUGUCAGACUGCAGCCCCCUCAUCAGUGCAGCAUUGUCUGGUAAGCUUCGUCUGGUCCGCCUGCUGGUGGAAGGUGGGGCUCAGAUCAACGGGCGCAACCCGCGAGGAGAGACCGCUCUCCUGGCCGCCUGUAAGGCCCUGAAAGGGGAGCCUGCUGGGCCUGAGACGGUGAAACUCCUCACAUACCUGCUCCAGAACAAGGCAGAUGCAAACGCACAGGACCGGGCCGGGCGCACUGCUCUGAUGUACGCCUGCAUGGAGCGAGCAGGAGCUCAGGUGGCGUCCACCCUGCUGGCCGCGGGAGCCGACCCCAGCAUGGAGGACUACUCCGGGGCCUCGGCACUGGUGUACGCCAUCAAUGCGCAGCACCAGCCGACACUGAAGGUGUUGAUGGAUGCCUGCCAGGCCAGAGGUCGUGACAUCAUCAUCAUCGCCACAGAGAUGGGUGUGAAUGGAGGCCCGGUGACCAGGCGUUACCUGAAUGUCCCUCCGUCCCCCGACACCUCACCGGUGUCCUGCAUGUCCCCGUCCGACAUCGUCCUCAAGACGGGCUCACCCAACUCACCCGAGGGAGAGAACAUCUUCAACUUCAGAGGAACGAGCAAAAGAGGAAGCAGCAGCAGCAGCAGCAGCAGACUUCCCUCCUUUGAGCUGAGUCCGUUGAGCCAGUGCAGUAGCCCACCACCCAGACAGAGACUGUCAUCUGAACCGUGGCUGGCCAUCCACAACCUGGCAUGUCUGAACCGGGCUUACGAGGAAGGCGUGAGGGGGAGGAGCCAGCAGGAGGAGGAAGACAGGGAAGAUUCGAGGCAGGAGGGAGGAGGGAGGGAAGGUGAGGAAGGAGAGGACGAGGUGCUGCACUUCCAUCAGUCCAGGAUGGAGGAGAGGACUGAGAGCAUCCUUCAAAGGAAGGAUAAUAGAUAUGGAUAUAGCUGCCAUGCUCCUCUGAGGGCGUCUCAGUCAGUCCUCUCCCUCACUGAGACGAGCUCGUCUCAGGCAACUCCAAGACGACUGGUCCCCAUGAGGUGUUUGACUCCCGCAGGGUCAACAUCGGACAAGAUGACCCCAAAGAGUGACAAGCUUCCUGCCUGUCUGUCUCCUCACUCCCACCUCCGCAGGAACACCCUCCCCUCCGUCAUGGUGGUUCCUCCUCUGCUUCACCUCCCUCCCUUAGUCACGCAAUCAAACUCCCACCUCCAGGUUCCACCUUCCAAAAGCAGGAGCAUGGUGUUUCUGCCUCACCCGCCCAGCUCCUCUCCACCCGCCUCCUCAUCCAGAGCGUCUACGAGACCAGCAUUGCUCCCUCCGCUGCCGCUCGCCUCCUCCGUCACCUCCCUGGUUGCUCCUCCAGCCCCGUGCUGCAGUGAGAGGAGCAGGAGGUCACUGCGUCGCCACUCGGUGCAGCUCGAACAGAUCGGAGGAGGAGGAACCAUUUAG